AUGAUUAAAUACUCACGUUUGUUGUUAAAUCCAACGAAAUUAUUGCAUACUCUUUCAUCCGAAACAAUUUUUGCUUUAUCUUCAGGUCAUGGAAAGUGCGGAGUGGCAGUCAUCCGAGUGUCCGGUUCGAACUCCAUCACAGCCCUAAAGCAAAUGACAAGUUCAAAACCUCUUCCGCAACCGAGAGUGGCCACUUUAAGGUCCAUUAAAGACCCCACAACAAACGAAAUCAUCGACAAGAGCCUCGUACUUUGGUUCCCAGGUCCGAAGAGCUUCACAGGCGAAGACAGCUUCGAGCUGCAAGUACACGGAGGACUAGCCGUCAUCAACGCAGUCUUAAAAGCCCUAUCGGCGAUCCCUCGCUGCAGGCUAGCGGAGCCCGGGGAGUUUACGAAACGGGCCUUCUUCAACGGCAAGCUCGAUUUAACCGAAGUCGAGGGCUUGGCGGAUCUUCUGCAAGCCGAGACGGAGUUGCAAAGAAAACAGGCGUUUUUACAAAGCCAAGGGUCCUUGAGCAAACUCUACGGCAAAUGGAGGUCCACGUUGAAGCACUGCAUGGCCCACAUAGAAGCUUACAUAGACUUCGAAGAGACCGAAACCUUGGAAACCGGUAUCAUAGAAUCCGUUCGAAGAGACAUCGAAAAAUUAGCUGAAGAACUCAAAGCGCAUUUGUCUAACGGAAGACGGGGAGAAAUUUUGCGAAACGGCGUAAAAACGGUCAUUCUAGGCGAGCCCAACGCGGGUAAAAGCAGCCUGUUGAAUUUGCUGUGCGCCAGGCCCGCUGCGAUCGUAACGCCUAUACCGGGCACUACGAGGGACGUACUGGAAGUUACUUUAAACAUCGACGGGUAUCCUUUAGUGCUGGCCGAUACAGCCGGUUUGAGGGCUCGAACGGAGGAUUUAAUCGAACAAGAAGGAAUACACAGAGCUAUACAAUUGUAUCAUAAAUCGGAUUUUGUGAUACUAGUUAUCAACGUAGAAAGAUACUUGAAAUGGAAACAACAACACACUAAUGGUAGUUUAAAGGAUUAUAUCGUGCAGUAUGUAGAUGGUUUAAAUUUACCCAAGUUUUUUAUCGAUAGAAAGAAUUUAAUAAGCACUAAACCUUGUGUGAUGGUUUUCAAUAAAAUCGACUUGGCCGAUCGUUCAGAGUACAUACAAGGGGAGAAUUACCUCAGCAUUUCUUGUACUAAAGAAACCGGAGUGGACGAUUUAAUUCGAACAAUCUCCCAACACUUAAAACGAAUAUGCGGGGAGCCUUCGGCGGAGCACCCCAGCAUGAACCAGCUGCGGCACCGGGAGCACCUCGGGGCCUGCUUGGGCCAUUUGGAAUCGUUUCUCGCGCAGCACCAACGCCAAGAUACGGUCCUGAUGGCGGAGCAUUUGCGGAAAUCGAUGCACCAGCUGGGCAAACUGGUGGGCAGCGUCACCGCCGAGGAAUUGCUGGACGUGAUUUUCAGGGAUUUCUGCGUGGGCAAGUGA
Molecule: messenger RNA, 1482 nt
Organism: Phyllotreta striolata
Lineage: Eukaryota; Metazoa; Arthropoda; Insecta; Coleoptera; Chrysomelidae
Source: the annotation of a GenBank genome assembly